Messenger RNA from Musa acuminata AAA Group (dessert banana), 1529 nucleotides. RefSeq names its product WRKY transcription factor 22-like. Gene Ontology annotation, molecular function: transcription cis-regulatory region binding; DNA-binding transcription factor activity. The coding region runs from base 261 to 1382 and encodes 373 amino acids. The record is from RefSeq and is a predicted model, not a curated record. The transcript is spliced from 3 exons. NCBI's taxonomy places the organism in Eukaryota, Viridiplantae, Streptophyta, Magnoliopsida, Zingiberales, Musaceae. Gene Ontology annotation, cellular component: nucleus. Gene Ontology annotation, biological process: regulation of DNA-templated transcription.
GGAUACAGGAGGAAGAUUGUCGUGAUCCGUUGCCACUUCCGGCUCUUUUCAGUUUUCAGCCCCACCACCACCACCAUCAACACCACCACCACCACCAAUGCGUCCACCGUGACCACCACCAAAUCCGUCUCGUAUAAAUUCCACAGCUGGACUUGGAUUCUCCCUGCGUAUCCGGAUCACAUACAAGAAAAGCAAAGUCAGCGCCCCCACCUUUCUCCUGUUCUACCUUCGGUCCAUUGCGCUUUAGCUCAUCCCGUUCCAUGGACGACAACGACUGGGAUCUGUACGCCGUGGUGAGGGGCUGCUCUGCGGCAGCGGUGGCGGCUGCGUCGGAUCCCCUCUCUUCGUUGCCUCCUCCUCUUCCUGUGGUGAAAGACGAGAGUUUGGGAGGAGGAAAGGACGAGGCUUUGGGCUUUCCCGAUCUCAUGGGCACGUCGACGUCCCCUUACGAGCUGGAGGAGCUCUGCCAGCCCUUCUACAUCAAAACCCAUCUGCAACCGCUGCAGCAGCGGCAGCUCCAGCCACUGCUCGUUCCGAAACCGAGCUACCGCCCUUCCUGCGCCCCGGCCACCUCGGUGUUCCCCGCUUUAGCCGUCGUUCCGCAUCAGUUGCAGCAGCAACCGCGGCAGCCUCAACGUCCGGUCUCCCAAACACCCCGUUCUAAGAGAAGGAAGAACCAGCAGAAGAAGGUGGUGUGCCAAGUACCAGCCGAUGGAGCCUCGUCUGAUAUGUGGGCUUGGCGGAAGUACGGACAGAAACCCAUAAAGGGCUCCCCUUAUCCAAGAGGUUACUACAGGUGCAGCAGCUCCAAAGGAUGCCAAGCCCGGAAGCAGGUAGAGCGGAAUCGGGAGGACCCAGGGAUUUUGGUCAUCACAUACACGGCGGAGCACAACCACCCCGUCCCCACCCACCGCAAUUCUCUCUCCGGCAGCACUCGUCAGAAGUUUCCGCCCGCCGGCUCCUCCGCGCAGCCGCCGCCCGCCUCCGGAUGCGAGGGAGACGGAGAGCAGCUGAAGUCGCCCGGCAGCCACGUGCCAUCGAGCCCUCUUCCAUCUUCGGCCGCGGCACAACGUCCUUCGCCCACAACAGCGCUUACGGACUCGGUCGAGAGCAAGGAUGAUGAGGAAGACGAGGAUGAGGACGAGGACGAGGAGGAGCUGUUGACGGUGGGAGACAUGGAGAUGAUGGGCGCGGACGACUUGAUCUUCCUUGGCAUGGAGGUUAUAGAUGGCUCGACCAACACCGCUGGGACCACCAAAUCCCCGGCAAUGGUGUCCGUCGGCUCCGCCUCCUUCGAGGAGGAUGGCGGCUUCGAGGAGCAUUUCUUCCGUUCACCUUGGGUGGCUAACGACAAUGCGGCGGCGGCGGCUGGUGGCAGCUGACUGCCGACGGCUCUUCUUGCUGCAGCUAUAUACAGUGCUUAAUCGUCUUUUUGGUUCCUAUUUGGUUCGGAUUUUUUGUUCCCUCUUAUUUCCUGUAGAAAUGAUCUCUGUACAUUUUUGCAUGUCUUCUUCUACGGCACAAGUCUG